Molecule: messenger RNA, 1342 nt
Organism: Biomphalaria glabrata
Lineage: Eukaryota; Metazoa; Mollusca; Gastropoda; Planorbidae
Product: endosome-associated-trafficking regulator 1-like
Exons: 7
Coding region: 25-1272 (415 amino acids)
Biological process (GO): regulation of cytokinesis; positive regulation of cilium assembly; positive regulation of protein localization to cilium
Cellular component (GO): recycling endosome; centrosome; midbody
Source: RefSeq, a predicted model, not a curated record
CUUGUUUACAAUAAUUAUUUAGCAAUGGCGGAAAGGGGAGUGGAUGAGGAUAAUCCAUUUUCAUUUAAAGCUUUUGUAAAUGUUAAAGACAAGAAGACAGCCAAAUCUGGCAACAGUUUAUUUUACGACACUGAUGAUAUAUUUGAUGCAAAUGACAAAAGCUUAUCAAAUAUAUCUAGCAAAAAAGAUAAUUUGGCUGACAAACCAACAACCAAAACAACAAAUUUAAAUGGAGCCACUGCUCCAACACUAGCAGCAGAUAAAAAAGAUCUGCAAAAAGAUAAUCCCUUCAGUUUCAAAAAAUUUUUGUCGUCCGGAUCGACCAAACAGAAAAAAAGUAGCGAGCCAACAUUUCUUCCCAAAACUAAAGACAUUCUAACUGCUAGUGAUGACCUGUUCCAUGAAGACAUUGACUUCAACCAAGAUGUCUAUAGUAGAUCUCACCACCAGCAUUCUAGGAGCCCCAGUGAAGACUUAAAUAGAGACUUCACCAAAGGGAAUAAAAAUAAUCCUAUUCCUUGUGAUCUUCUAGCUGAAUCAAGGCUAGACAGUUCUUUAGAUGAACAUCUAAAUAUUACUCAUGACUCGCAGAGUCCAUUCUUGGAUGAACCUGCCGAAGGUGUCCUCCAAACUUUGCCUCUCCAUGACAAAAAACAAAAGUUGCCUUUGGCUUUACCAGAUUUCUUAUCAGAUGGAGCUGCCAUGAAGUUUCCUCUAGAUAAAAAAGACAUUGUGCAAAAUGAGGAAGAACUGCUGGAAAGAAUAAAAAUUUUACAAGAAGAAAAAGAAAUGUUAAGAAAGGAACUUGCUAGAGAAAAACUCAUGAACAAUGAAAAAAGCCAGAGAUUAUUACAAUUGUCCAUUGACUUGGAACAGCAAAAGAAAAAAGAAGCUGAGGAGACGGCUGUUUUAGAGAAAGCUGUUCAACAAGUGGAAGAAAAUCUUGUUACCACUACAAAAAGAGCAGUUCAAGCUGAGGCCAAUGUUAGUCUGUUGAAAAAAGAAAAUAAGAAGCUACAGUCCCAACUCAACUCUCUCCUUCAGAUGAAGGAGUCAUUUAAAAGCGAGGACAAAGGUUUAGCUGAUAUUAAAGAAAGAACCAAAUAUACCUCAGAACAGUUAUUGUCUGCCUCAGUUAUGGCAGAGAAAAAUAUCAAAGAACUGAUGGCAGGAGUGGACAAACUUAAGCUGCUAUCACAAGUUUUGGCUUCUAUUGACAAAAUCUCAGAUUCUUCCCAUGAUGUCUCCCCUGAACAAGAUCAGACAACAUAAUUCUUUGUUGUAGCAUUAUCUGUACAGUAUUAGUGUAUAAUAAAUAUAAAUAAAUUUUGUUAAUAUAGGA